Messenger RNA from Lates calcarifer (barramundi perch), 1465 nucleotides. RefSeq names its product fructose-bisphosphate aldolase A. NCBI's taxonomy places the organism in Eukaryota, Metazoa, Chordata, Actinopteri, Centropomidae. Gene Ontology annotation, cellular component: cytosol. The record is from RefSeq and is a predicted model, not a curated record. The transcript has 7 exons. Gene Ontology annotation, biological process: glycolytic process; fructose 1,6-bisphosphate metabolic process. Gene Ontology annotation, molecular function: fructose-bisphosphate aldolase activity. The coding region runs from base 13 to 990 and encodes 325 amino acids.
UCCACAGGCAGCAUGGCCAAGCGCUUCCAGAGCAUCAAUGCAGAGAACAUGGAGGAGAACAGACGGCUUUACCGCCAGCUCCUCUUCACCGCCGACGACCGGGUCAACCCCUGCAUCGGCGGCGUCAUCUUCUUCCACGAGACGCUCUACCAGAAGACGGACGACGGCAAGCCCUUCCCCCAGCUGGUCAAAGAGAAGGGCGCGGUGGUGGGCAUCAAGGUGGACAAGGGUGUGGUUCCCCUCGCCGGCACCAACGGAGAGACCACCACUCAAGGUCUGGAUGGACUCUAUGAGCGCUGUGCACAGUACAAGAAGGACGGUGCUGACUUUGCCAAGUGGCGCUGUGUGUUAAAGAUCACUUCCACCACCCCGUCCGAGCUGGCCAUCAUGGAGAACGCCAACGUCCUGGCCCGCUACGCCAGCAUCUGCCAGAUGCAUGGCAUCGUGCCCAUUGUGGAGCCUGAGAUUCUCCCAGACGGUGACCACGACCUGCAGCGCUGCCAGUAUGUGACUGAGAAGGUGUUGGCAGCUGUCUACAAGGCACUGUCCAACCACCAUGUCUAUCUGGAGGGCACGCUGCUCAAACCCAACAUGGUGACUGCUGGACACUCCUGCCCCAGAAAGUACAGCCCUCAAGAGAUUGCCAUGGCAACUGUCACUGCCCUGCGUCGCACUGUCCCCCCGGCUGUGCCAGGUGUGACCUUUCUGUCUGGUGGCCAGAGUGAGGAGGAGGCCACCAUCAAUCUGAACGCAAUCAACCAGUGUCCCCUGCACCGGCCCUGGGCCCUCACCUUCUCCUACGGCCGGGCCCUGCAGGCCUCAGCACUGAAGGCCUGGGGAGGCAAGAAGGAGAACGGCAAGGCCUGCCAGGAGGAGUACAUCAAGAGAGCUCUGAAUAACAGCCAGGCAGCUCUGGGGAAGUAUGUGUCCUCUGGAGACAAGGGAGCAGCAGCUCAGGAGUCUCUGUUUGUGGCUGACCAUGCCUACUGAAGUCAGCAGAGGUUCAUCCACAUUCCACCGUCACUCCACUCCUUCCUAUCACAACCAGGAGGCUCCACUCUCACGCACAGUCACACAUACUAAACAACCAUUCAACGUUAUUCCAUUAGUGAUGAGAGCCUAAUACUUCCCUGGAUAGAAAAACAUUCUGAUUUGACAAAGAUGAACACAGUACCUAUAAGCCCAUUCUGUCUGUUUGAGUUUUACUUUGGACUUGUAAAGUCGGUGUUACUGUAUUGCUUCACUCGGUGUGUUGUCACUUUAUUUUGUGUUUGAGCACUUAAACCCCAGAAAAAGAGAAGAGUUCCUCUACAGUGUUGUCCUCCUUUUGUAGCUUCAUCUGCGUGCCUUCAAUUCUCAACUGAACCAACUGUCGAAGGGAGACCCUGUAGAGGAUUGUUCUAAUGCACAUGCAGUAUUAGGGUGUUAACACUGGAAAGGUUCAAAUUAAAAGAUUCCAAAAUAA